ACCUCCGGUAGAGGGCGUUUUCAUUCGCUCGGCCACGUAAGUCAGGGUCGAAAUUUCCUUCGUAUUACAGAUUUAUCGCUUUAUUUUUACGUGCUAUGGUAAUAUGUGAGAAUGGUAUAGCAGCAGAAAAAGUGUAACAAGUUUUUGUGUUUUUUCACCUCAUCCCGUCAGUGAUCAACAAGCCAUGUCUAACAUACCGACGUCUUACAAUAGUAAUUCGGGACCACAUAAUACAAAUUUGGGACCCUAUCAAUUUAAUCAAAUACCUCCUGGUCAAUUGCCUGGAUCAUUGAAGCAGGAUGCUAACUCAAAUAACCCAGUGCCCCAAUCUGGGUUUAACAAUCAACCAAAUCAUUAUAAUCAGAGUGCAAAUAGCUCCCCAGCCUUUAAUCAUUCAAUGAUGAUGCCUCCAUCUCAGCCAAGCUUGCAGUCUUCGCCCAUAAGACCCCCAAUGAAACCAUUAACUAAUCAAAAUCCAAUACAAAAUAUGCAGAACAUCCCAUCAAGUUCUGCCCAUCCCCACCCAAUGUAUAACUCUAAUCCUUCAUCAUAUCCUCCUAAUCAGCCUCCACGUCAAAUAAAUGACAAUGCUCCACCUCUCAUACCGUCUAGUCAAUAUCAACCUCUAAUGAAUGGCCCACCACCCAUCUCUAAGCCUUCAAUUAAUCAAUAUCCACCAUCCAGUGUGUUUGGACCUCCGCCUACAAAUAUGCAACCACCAGUGAACCCAAUCAACCAAAGACCUCCUCUCCCAAUGGCCUCAGCCUCACCUUUAACAAGUCAAGCUAAUGCCCCUUUCAGUAGUUCUAUGACUGGGCCUCCCAGAAAUAGCCCAUUAAUACCACCCAUGAAUGCACCCAUGACUGGUCCAAAUAUUGUUGGCCCACCCUUAGGGCCCCCUAGGAAUAAUACAGUUAAUGGGCCGCCUAUGCCUGGUCCACCAUUGACAACAAUGCCAGGUCACGAGCAACCAAAAAACCAAAUGAGUGGGCCAUCUUCAUUGCCGAUGAUGCCUAUGGCACAACAAAUACGCCCUCCGUCAAGCCAACCCAUGCCACAACCUCCUUCUAUGGGAUAUACAGCACCACCAGUUAAUAAUAUGAGUGGGCCACAGAGUUUACCAACUGGUCCACUACCACCAAUGGGACAAGCAAUGCCUGGCCCGCCAGGUGCAAGGAGCAAUAUGCAAAAUAGAUAUCCACAAAUGCCACCAAGUAAUUUCCAACAGCAAAGCAUGUCACAAGGAAUGCCACCGCAAGGUAUACCUCAGGGAAUAGCACCUCAAGGUAUACCACAGGGAAUGCCACCACAAGGUAUACCACAGGGAAUGCCACCACAAGGUAUACCUCAGGGAAUGCCACCUCCAGGGCCUCAAAUGCAGUCACAGAACAGGAUGCCUGGCUUGACACAGCAAAUGGGACAAUUGAGUGUGACUCAGCAGGGAUUUGAUCAGUUAUGGGGUCAUCAAAUGGUUGAUCUGAUGCAAUGUAAACAUAUUCUUUCUGAAUACCCAGAGGACCCACCAGAAAUUCGAUUAGGGCCCCAGUUUGCCGAUGCUCCAAAUUGUAGUCCUGAAAUAUUCCGGUGUACAAUAAAUCGGAUACCAGAAAGCAAUUCGCUGUUACAGAAAUCAAGAUUACCUUUAGGAAUUUUAAUACAUCCUUUCAAAGAUUUGAAUCACCUGCCUGUGAUCCAAUGUACUACAAUAGUGCGGUGUCGUGCGUGCCGCACGUACAUAAACCCGUUCGUGUACUUUGUGGACGCGAAGCGGUGGAAAUGUAACCUGUGCUAUAGGGUUAAUGAUUUGCCCGAAGAGUUCCAGUACGACCCGGUGAGCAAGUCGUACGGCGACCCGACCCGCCGGCCGGAAAUCAAAUCCGCGACCAUCGAGUUCAUAGCGCCCAGCGAGUACAUGCUGCGGCCGCCGCAGCCGGCCGUGUAUCUGUUCCUGUUCGACGUGUCGCAGAUCGCGAGAGAGUCGGGCUAUUUACGUAUCGUCUGCGACGUUCUAAAAUCGAACUUGGAACAAUUGCCGGGGGAUGCGCGUACGCAAAUCGGUUUCAUUUGCUACGACGCGCACAUACACUACUAUCUUAUGAGCGACGACCUCACCAAGCCGAAGGAGAUGACAGUGUUGGACAUUGAUGAGGUGUUCCUGCCGUCGCCGGAGUCGCUGCUGGUGAACCUCGGCGAGCACCGCGAGAUGGUGCGCGAGCUGCUCGCGCUGCUGCCGGACCGGUUCGCCGCGCCCGGCGCGCCCGCCUCCGCGCUCGGCGCCGCGCUGCAGGCCGCCUACAAGCUCAUGGCUCCCACAGGUGGCAGAAUAACAGUAUUCCAGACAUGUUUACCAAACAUUGGACCAGGAGCUCUCCAAUCACGAGAGGACCCGAACGCGCGUUCCUCCAAGGACGUGCAGCAUCUGAGUCCAGCCACCGACUUCUACAAGCGGCUCGCGCUCGACUGCAGCGGCGCGCAGGUGGCCGUCGACCUGUUCCUGCUCAGCUCGCAGUACUGCGACCUGGCCACGUUGAGCGGCAUGAGCAAGUUCAGCGCGGGCACGGUGUACCACAUGCCGGUGUUCCUGGGCGCGCGCGCGUGGCAGGCGGCCAAGCUGGCCGCGCUGCUCGCGCGCUACCUCACCCGCAAGAUCGGCUUCGAGGCGGUCAUGCGCGUGCGCUGCACUAGGGGCAUAUCAAUCCAUACGUUCCACGGCAACUUCUUCGUGCGUUCCACCGACCUGCUCUCGUUACCCAACGUGUCACCAGAUGCAGGUUUUGGCAUGCAGCUGGCCAUCGACGAGUCGCUGGGAGACCUGCAACACGCUUGCUUCCAGGCUGCGCUGCUCUAUACAAGUAGUAAGGGUGAGAGAAGGAUACGCGUGCACACGAUGGCCAUACCGAUAGCGAACACGUUACCCGACGUGUUGCACGCCGCUGACCAGCACUGCAUCGUGGGACUGCUUAGCAAAAUGGCGGUGGACCGGUGCGUGUCGGCGUCGAUGGCGGAGGCGCGCGAGGCGCUGAUGACGGUGGCCGUGGACGUGCUCGGCGCGGCGCGGCUCGCGCACUCGCUGCCCGCCGGCCCCGCCGCGCCCGCGCUCUUCGCGCCGCGCGCGCUGCGCCUGCUGCCGCUCUACCUGCUCGCGCUGCUCAAGACGAAAGCGCUCCGCACCGGCACGUCGACCCGGCUGGACGAGCGCGUCGCGGCGAUGUGCGAGCUCAAGUGCCUGCCGCUGGCGCAGCUGCUGCGGCUCGUGUACCCCGACCUGUACCCCAUACACACGCUCGCGCAAUACGUGCAGCGCGACGACGACGAGCAGCUGCCCCACCCGCCGCGCAUGCAGCUCACGUCCGAGAGGAUCAAUCUGAACGGCGCCUAUCUCUUAGACGACGGUGAAACAAUGAUGAUAUAUGUUUGCAACGCGGUUAGCCCCGCUUUCCUCUCAGAGGUGUUUGGCGUAACGGCAUUCUCGCAACUACCCGACGAAGCUAUGAGCAUACCUAAGUUGGAGAAUGAUGGUAACGAGCUAUUACACGCGUUUAUAGAGAAGCUCAAUGACGAUCGCCCAUACCCGUCUAAUAUUGUUGUAUUCAGAGAUAACUCGCCAACACGAUCGCGUUUCACCGAACGACUCAUAGAGGACAGAGUUGAGUCCGCAUUCUCAUACUAUGAGUUCUUGCAACACAUCAAGACGCAAGUGAAAUAAUCUAGUGUGACAGUGAAUAAACAGUGUGUGUUAUAUGGACCUAUAGUGAAAUGUGUGUUGUGAUUUGGUGGCAUCAAGUUUUUAUUAUAUGUAUUGAGAUGGUAAGUUUUUGAUAACGGCUACAAAUGUAUAAUCAAACUUAGGUUUAUGAAAUACAUACAUUUGUAAUUUUAAUCUCUGCAUUCUGCAAAUGUUUUGCAUUUUUCCAUCAAUUUUGUAAAACAAACUGCUCAUGUUUAAUUUUGGGUUAUAAAUGAUAUUGAUGGAAAAUUUAUAUAUUUAAUCAGCUGUUAGACUGUGAAAGCGUAAUAGAUAAAUCAAUUUUAUCUAUCACACUUUUAUAGCGUAACAGCUGUGUCCCAGCAAUGUUCAAGUGAAAUUUGCUUUGAAACAAUAUAAUCUAAUUAAUUGUUAUUGUUUAGAAAGAGGGGUAUCACAUGCAAUAAUUGAGCUAAUUAUAAUAUUUAUUAAACAACAAUAUAUAUUUUAAUGUGUGAUGAAAUGUGAAGUUGGUUACAACUACCCCCAUACCAUAUGAAAACCAUAACCGCUCUAGCAAGAGCGACAUAACAAAAGAGACAAUAGGGAAGAUUAAUUGCUUAAUGUUAUUGUUCUUUAAUCUGGUGUAAAGUUUUUAUGAACAAAAUGCAGAAAAAAUUUAAGUUUGUUAAGGUUU
This is a messenger RNA of Zerene cesonia (dogface butterfly), 4382 nucleotides long. RefSeq names its product protein transport protein Sec24A (gene Sec24AB). The record is from RefSeq and is a predicted model, not a curated record. Gene Ontology annotation, cellular component: endoplasmic reticulum exit site; COPII vesicle coat. Gene Ontology annotation, molecular function: SNARE binding; zinc ion binding. The transcript is spliced from 16 exons. Gene Ontology annotation, biological process: COPII-coated vesicle cargo loading; endoplasmic reticulum to Golgi vesicle-mediated transport; intracellular protein transport. The coding region runs from base 185 to 3706 and encodes 1173 amino acids. NCBI's taxonomy places the organism in Eukaryota, Metazoa, Arthropoda, Insecta, Lepidoptera, Pieridae.